AUGGCGACACCGACAGCCAUGAAGCACGCCUCGCAGCAAGGCCGCACUCCUUCACAGCUCGCUGCUGCAACUCCUCCCGUAUCGACGCCCUUCUCGAAUCCUGCGCACGCUGUCUUCUCCCCCCGAGGGCCACGAUCUUCGCCUCAGCAAUUCAAGAAAUCGCCUGCUGCGUCGAUGAUGGCACACGCGUCCAAUGCGCCUCUCAACUUCGACAGUCCUUCUACAGCUGCCGCAAUGGGCGCUCUCGCUAUUUCAGGUGCCCUGGACAUGAACCUCGAUAACGUCGGUGUGGGUGGGCUGGGCACUCUGGGUGCUCUCGCGAGUGAGGAUGACAAGCUUAAGCGGCUGGAAACCAUCAUCGCAACCUUAAAUCGAAAGAAAGGACUCGUGAGCGAGGCUGGCCUGGAACGUCUGGCGCAACGGGUAGGACUCGACUGUCUUUCGGAAGACCACACGGCGUCCGAUGGCCGAAAACAAAGAACACUGGUGAUAGCAGGAUCGGCCAUUCAACUGGAUAUCACUUUGGACAAUAAUAUUGUUGAAAGCAUCUCAUUGGCAUUCCCAGAAUCCGCUGCCUCGGUCACCAAGCACGUCGAUCGAGCAAGCGCAAUACUCUUGAAAGAUCUGCAACUUCUUCCUAACCAAAGCCCAUUGACGAAAACCCUUGACAGGUUUUCAGUCAACCUAGAGCGCUUGGCCUUCCUAGAUAAACUCAGCAUCAUCCCAGGACUUGACUGCCACGAGGCAUUGGCGGGCAUUUAUAUGAGCCUGGAAAGACUGCACCAAUGGGACGUUGCCAAGCUUCGCGAAGAGCCUGGAAUGAGCGCCAAAUCGGACAGUGAACUAUCCACCACAGCAAUGUGUACAAGGCAUGGGUUUCCCGUCAUGCAUUCAAGGGACCGAGUAGGUCUAGCAUUACAAUAUUGGAAGGUUCUCCGCCAUAUUCAGCCAACGGAUGACAAGUUGGCUUCAUUCGCUGCGUCUCGAGAACAGGUCUGGUCACUUCUUAUCGGAUGCGCCUCAACAGAAAGUAUGAAUAUGGAUCAGAUGCCUAUACCUGUGCGAGUAUCCGAGGAGUGGAUCUCCAAGGAUAUAGUAAAGGCAGAACCCUCGAUGGACCCCAAGAGAGCGAACCUGGACUGGCAAGAGCCCAACAAUGUUGUGCUUCCACAGUCUGAAGAGAACAAAGAUGCUGGAAUGGAGAUGCUUCAGCCAGAUCUUUCAACAGCAAGGGUACCGCAGGUUAUGUUCACUGCAACCUUUGAUCCUCCUGUCAUUCUACCACAGACUGACUACACGCGGUUGUAUGAGUUUGCCAACGUCGCCGUCCCAGAACUCUACGGAUACCCACCGACUUUCGACAGCUUGUUCUUUCCCAUACCUCCAGGAAGUCCCCAGGAUCCCAGUGAACUCCGGGCAAUCUCCCGCAAGCGCGACGUCCGUAUAUAUGACAAAGACCAGAACCCAGUCAUCAAACCUCACCAAAACACGCUCUAUAUCUAUAAGCAGAUAUACUCGCAGGUGGUGACCGAAAUUCCUUUCUCGCAUCCCCAACAGCUUAUCAACAUGCUUCCCUUCCUUCGGCAGUACGCCUUUGUUGCAACCUUGCUGGAGAACAGCUUCGGGUCGGAGACGAAAGAAGUUGAUCCUCUACUCAAGCAAGGAAAUGUGGCAGUGCAGGCGCCGAAAUCAAGUAUUACCACCAAGGACGAGUUAGCAGACUUCAUGAAAUCUGCUUCUGUGGCUGACGAGGACACCUCUUCCACGUCUCAGGAUGUCAAACUCGACGUCACUCUAUGGGUUCAUCCAAUCCCUCACCUUCAAGUUGUCUUCCCCUUCCGGGAUUCAACUGCGAAUAUCACUUUGAAGGUACUCGAGGACGGAGUUGUAGAAGUCGCCGAGGAGAACGUCAUUCCUCAUGAUGAGGACAACAAGAUGAAGGGCAAGGAACUUACGAGGGCGGAUUUGGGCAAAGUGCUGGAGCAUAUGGAAGAUCUCUGCAAGUGGGCAGAGUGGAUUCGUACGAGGCUUUCAUGA
Fusarium sp. VM40 is the source of this 2037-nucleotide messenger RNA. The record is from the annotation of a GenBank genome assembly. Lineage: Eukaryota; Fungi; Ascomycota; Sordariomycetes; Hypocreales; Nectriaceae.